AUGAGUAAUGCUUUAAAAGAAAAAUUAAUUUUGGAAAGCAAAACUAACCCACAUGCUAAUAUUGAUUGGAACCAAAAAACAGAUAAAGAAGUAAAUGAUCGCAAGAAUCAGAAUUUGAAUAAAAAAGAUGACAAAGAUGUUACAUUUUCAUCUAAAGAAACAAAUAAUUUAGAGAAGACAUGGACAAAUUUUGUUAAUUCUACAGAUGACAAUUUAAUUGAUAAUGAUGAUUGUAGUGUUAAUUCAGAAAAUAAAGAUUUUAGUUUUGAAAAAGAAGGAACAAGCACAAAUACAUCCGAAAGUGAAGAUGAUAAUUAUUAUGACUCUUCUUCUUUUUCAUCUUCAGAUGCAACAGAAUCAGAAACGGAGAGAAAAAAUUUAUUAUGUGAUGAAGAUGAUUUAGAACAUGAAAAUUGUGAUGCUGCAUCUAAUGUUCCAUCUCCACCACCUUCGAUUUCUACUCCACGACCAACACCAUCACCAAGUAUUUUUGUUAUGACGGAUGAACAAAAAUCAUAUUAUGAAAAAUGUUUCUUGCACCUUCAGUCAGCUUGUAAUGGUCCAAAUUAUCAGGCAUCGUUAAAUGGUGCUGUAAAAGGUAACUCAGAAAUUGUUAUGGAUUUUUUUGAGAAAUCUAAAUUACCCCCAGAGGAAUUGUCAAGAAUUUGGUUAUUGUCUGAUGUUAAUGAGGAUGGUUUUUUAAAUUUAGAAGAAUUUUCUAUGGCUAUGCAUCUUGUAGUGUUACGUAUAAAAGGAGGAAUAAAAAUUCCCCAAUCUUUACCAGAUGAAGUAAGACCAAGAGAAGAAAAACCACGAGAGAAUGAAUUUAAUGAAAGUUUGACAAGUAGUACAACAUGUAGUAGUAGUAUGGAUGAUGAAUCUAAAAAAAGUUGGCAACAAUUUGAUAAGACAAAUGAUGAAGAAGAAGGUGUUGUAAAUUUAUCUGAAAAAAAUGAAAUAAAUACUAAUUCUACAUUUAACAAUACUAUUAUUGAUGAUUCAACUAAAGAUAUAACUGAUCCAAGUUUAAUGUCAAAUUUUUCUAAAACACCACCUCUUAUAGUUGAUCAAACACCAAGAGCCAAAAAAUUGUCAAGUUCUCCAACUAGUGUAGUUAAAAUUUCUUCUCCAGUAUUAGUAUCCCCAGUUAUUGAUAAUGAUUUAAUUGACUAUCCUCUUCCCCCACCACGACCUUUAAAUUUUAAAACUGGAAAAGGACAUGGUAGAAGUGCCAGUUUAGAUACGAAUGCUUUAAAUUCUAUUUUAAUAGGUAAUAUGUCACAUAGUGAAAACGAAUCAAUUGGUUUUACUAUACAAAAAAAGGCAAUUUAUUUAACAGAAAAUAAAGAAUCAUGUAAAUAUUACAAUGACGACAAAAAUAAAUUACUAAUUAAGGAUAGUUUAAUAGAAGAGAAAAAGCGUAAAUAUUUUAACGAUGUUUCUGUUCAAACGGACACAUUAACUGAUACUGACUUUGAUCGUCUGGCUAAACAAUUAGAUAAUUUACUUAAAUCAACUUCUUCUGAGGGAAAUGUUUUCUCUGAUAAAUCAGAUGAAUUUAUUUUAGAUGAAUCUAAUUUAACAUUUGAGGAACGUUGCCAUUUACUUCGAAAAUUUAAUUGGCAAUUAGAAAAAGAACGUUCAACACUUAUUCAAAUUAGACUUCAACUUCAAUUACGUCUUGAAGAAAUUGAAAAAAAAUAUAAUGAUGAAAAAAAUUUAAAUUCUGGAAAACCUACACAACUUUAA
Molecule: messenger RNA, 1749 nt
Organism: Strongyloides ratti
Lineage: Eukaryota; Metazoa; Nematoda; Chromadorea; Rhabditida; Strongyloididae
Product: Reps
Exons: 2
Coding region: 1-1749 (582 amino acids)
Biological process (GO): endocytosis; endosomal transport
Cellular component (GO): plasma membrane; cytoplasm
Molecular function (GO): calcium ion binding; protein binding
Source: RefSeq, a predicted model, not a curated record